GAGGAGGUGGAGGUGGUGCCGCCGCCUGCCAAGCGUGCCAGAGCCGAGACGUCCGGGCGCACGUGCCAGUUCUGCAGCAGCAAGAAGCAGGUGGCCGCCGGUUGCAAGAAUGUUGCCUGCAAAAAGUGUUGCCUGGCACGCGAGGGGGAGUGCAGCACCCAUCCGAAAGAGGUGGAAAAGCCCGAGCGGGCGGAGCCUGUCAAGCCCAAGAAGCCCGUGAUCAAGAACGAGUUCCGCGAGACCAAUUUCCACUACUACGGCGAGACCGUGACCAUCUUCUGCGUCAAGGACUUCUUCGAGAACAAGAAGCUGAGCCAGGGCGUGCUGAACGACCAGGGCCGGGCGGAGCGCGUCGGCGGCAAGGACUGGGGCCGCCGCAAGAAGAAAAACGCCGCCGACCCGCAGCUGAAGGAGCUCAUCCAGUGCGCACUGGGCAAGAAGCCAGCCCCCGCUGGCUACGGA
This is a messenger RNA of Phytophthora sojae, 462 nucleotides long. RefSeq lists its product as hypothetical. The annotation marks the transcript as partial. The record is from RefSeq and is a predicted model, not a curated record. Lineage: Eukaryota; Oomycota; Peronosporomycetes; Peronosporales; Peronosporaceae. The transcript is spliced from 3 exons.